This is a messenger RNA of Sphaeramia orbicularis (orbiculate cardinalfish), 2042 nucleotides long. Its product is annotated as KIAA1328 ortholog. The transcript is spliced from 12 exons. Lineage: Eukaryota; Metazoa; Chordata; Actinopteri; Kurtiformes; Apogonidae. The coding region runs from base 15 to 1865 and encodes 616 amino acids. The record is from RefSeq and is a predicted model, not a curated record.
GCGGUUGAUUCAACAUGGCGGCAGCGACAACAAAACACGGAAAGUCAGGGAUUUGUUGGAUGAAUGACGCAUCCGAUGGAGAACAACCUAUGGUGUUUGUUUCUGGAGUGGACAGAGGAGUCAAGUGUCAGACUCCUUUCAGUCUGAGACCACGCAGCACCCUUACCAUUGAUAAAAGAAGGACCAAGGUGCGAGUCAAGGACAACUCAGACUGUGAAAAAAAGGCAACACUAAAAAGAGGAGGCAGGAAACAGAACCACCCACAAAGUGAUUGCUCUGGGGCUUAUAUCAAAGAGAAAGUGUUUGUUCAUCCCAGUGAUACUGACGUUACAGAAGAAGCCCCGUUUCCAGCACCUGGUGGCUCUCCUCUCUUCUUGUCACAGGUUGUCAUUGACACCAACAGAGAUGGGAGUGAAGUCUGCUUAAAGGAUCUGUGUCCUGAAGAUAAGCGCAGAAUUGCAAACCUUAUUGAAGAACUAGCCAGAGUGAGUGAAGAAAAAGAGGAGUCAGUGCAGCGUUUGAAGGAUGAACAGGAAAGUUUUGAACACAAAAUCCAACAGCUGGAACAACAAAAUCAAGUCAUUGCUCAGGAGAGGGAGAGCUUGCAGCAGCAGUACAGAGAGUGCCAGGAGCUGCUUGGGCUCUACCAACAGUACCUUUCUCAGCAGCAAGUAAAACUCAACCAGUCCAUUGCCCAGCUUAGUCAACAAGCAACCAACAGCAAGAUUCUGAAUGGUGAAGAAGCCCCCAGCAGAACAUCUUUGAGCAGAGCUAAUGGCUCACUCUUUGAUGGCUCCUACCUUAGCCUUGCUGCUGCUCGAGCACAACAGCCUCAUGUGUGCAGGAACAAUGGUGUGGGAAAAGAAGCAGUACAACCUAUUAGCAAUCAUGCUUGUCUUUCCUGUGAUUCUGAGUUCAGUCCAGCUGAUGCAGCAAUCAGUCAGCACAGGAGUCGGAAAGGAGAGUGCACAAACUCACACUCUGAGUCUUACUACAAAUGUGACUACUGCCAACACAGUGUACAAGACAGUGGCUAUGGAACACAGCAACGGACAAAAAAUAAUGUUCCGCAUCCAGAGAACAUCGCCCACGAAAUGUCCACCCAGCAUAAGUGUGAAAGGCUCCACCAGCGGAGUCAAAUGGACUCUAUGGAUAAGGAAGCUGUCACUAGGCCACUGCUAGGUCACAAAGACUGGGAGGAGAAGAGGCACCAGCUGUUGAUGCAGAAGAUGCAGUUGGAGAUGGAGAGAGAGAAGCUACAGGCACGACUGGCUGAGCAGGAGGACAGGCUCAACAGACAGAAUCCGCAGCAACGCCAGUCCCAUCCUGACUAUAACAGGUUUCAACCAACUGCUCACGCUGAGCUCAGCAGCUCACACACUAGGAAUGGAGAACCACAGCCAGAGGGCCCUUCCCACCAAGAUUUACCCUCCAGUGUACAAGGAGAUGCAAAGAUGCAACCUGUCGAACAGACACUGGAUGAAAAAUGCCCUCAGCCAUUAACCAGUCCUCUGGACAGUGGCAGUCAUAACUGUGAGGCCUUAGAGGGCUCCAGACGGGACAUGGCUACAUCUUCUGUAAAGUCCUCUGCAGGCUUAAGAAACCCCAUCUCAGAGGUCCGUACAUCGCCUGAGGCCAGGUUGGACCUUUCUCUGGCUGAGUUACUGGAUAUCUUUAGCCCUGUUUGUGCAUCGAUGCCACGCAGGCCAUCCAGCUGUAGGCCCAAAACAUCCCAGCGCAGACCGACCCUCACUGCCCCCAACACAGUCUUCAGAACGCAUACACCCGCAAGAACCUAUCCUCAGAGUACUCGGCAGGACCUGGAAGAAAGCCAAAUACUAGAGGAUAUUUUCUUCAUUUGCUAACAAAGACCAAAUUAAUUGCCAACAGAAAAAUUAAACUCUAGUCACUUGAUAAUUAUCUGUUUUGCCUACAGUUUUUCUAAAAUCUUAUAUUUAGUGCAGAAUUCACAUUCUUAACCAAGAGUGAUCAUGAUGUAGAAUGUACUCUUGUACUGUAUUUUUAAUUCUAAUAAAUCAUAA